AGGAGCAGAAGUUGUGAAUUGACAACCGUCUCAGCUGUGAGCGGGUUUUCUUGUCAUGCAAUUUCCGGGCCAUGAAACCGAGCGGAAAGUGUGUGUGUGUGUGUGUGUGUGUUUUAUGUGGCCGUGAAUGGCAGGUCAGCGACAGGAAGUGGAAACAACGUCUGCGACAUUUCAACCAGUUUCGCUUUGUAACCAACUGGUUUAUUUGAGCUUUUAUUUGUGCAGAAGAAUGAAAGGGCCAUCUUUAAAAAUAAAGAGUUAUGCACUCAUGUUCAAAAAUAAUAAUAAUUUUGAAGUAAAAAAAAUGUGAAGGAAAAUGUCCCCAUCCUUACUUUCUCAGGCACUUGGAUAUGUGCCAUGUAACAAGCCUUUUUCACUUUUGUACACACUCAUAUAUCACACACACUAUACCAACACCCUGAAAUACAAAGGCCACUCCUUAAACUAAGCAACAAGUAAAUACCAUAAAGAAGGUCUUUGUUCGAUACGGUAUGUACAUUGGGCGUGUGUUUCAUUCUUCCUAUUAUGACCAAUGUCAUAUUUCCAGUUUAUGGUACAUCUAAUUACAAACUUUGACCGGAAUAACCUGAUGUGUUGCUCAACUGGUCCCUGCCCACCUGCGCCUUUGUCCCACCAAGGUAUAAAACAAGCUUCCACCAGGCCCCAUGCAACUCAUCUCCCGCAAUUCCUUCCUGCCGGCACUCGCUGACGUCCCUUUCCACAAUGUGUGACUUAAAUUUAACUCCGCUGGAGAAGACCAUUUUCACUCUCAACCAAGUCUUUGACAAACACGCCGGCACCGAUGGGAAGAAGGCCACCCUGAGCAAGAAUGAGGUCAAGACCCUGCUGGCGAAAGAGCUGCCCAAUCUUUGGAAGGCAGCUCAGGGAAACCCAGACGGGGAAAAGCUUCUAAUGGAUUUUAAUGGAGAUGGAGAAGUUGACUUCACGGAGUUCAUGGUCGCCAUUUCCUGCCUCGCCUGCAUCUUCAAAUACGCUUCCUGUCCUGAGAAGUGAGUGGCAGGAUGUGCCCUCUGACAAGGCCUGGUGGAGGUCGCUGAAAUAAAACCGGUUUUAGUGCUUGAACAA
This is a messenger RNA of Hippocampus zosterae (dwarf seahorse), 1086 nucleotides long. RefSeq names its product protein S100-P-like. Gene Ontology annotation, molecular function: calcium ion binding; transition metal ion binding. Bases 724 to 1014 code for a protein of 96 amino acids. The record is from RefSeq and is a predicted model, not a curated record. NCBI's taxonomy places the organism in Eukaryota, Metazoa, Chordata, Actinopteri, Syngnathiformes, Syngnathidae. Gene Ontology annotation, biological process: endothelial cell migration. Gene Ontology annotation, cellular component: extracellular exosome; cytoplasm. The transcript is spliced from 2 exons.